This is a messenger RNA of Symbiodinium necroappetens, 466 nucleotides long. NCBI's taxonomy places the organism in Eukaryota, Dinophyceae, Suessiales, Symbiodiniaceae. The record is from the annotation of a GenBank genome assembly.
GUGGCUUUCGGCGUCCUCUUGGGGCCGCUGGUAAAAGCCCUCGGACAAGUCCGUACACUGCAGUUGUGCCUGGCCGCCUCAGCUGCUGUGCCGCUGCUGACUGCCGUCUGCAAGGAUCAAUGGCAGCUGGGUGUGCUGACUCCAAUUCUGGUGUGCCCGGUCGUCAUGUCGAUACCUCUGGUUUCGGCAUUGAAGAGCGCUGUGGUCUCGUCGCGAGAUCAAGGACUAAUUCAAGGGGCCGUGGCCUCCAUGACGAAGGGGGCGGCGACGGCCGGCUCCCUCAUUUUUGGCUCGGUCUUCGCCGCGACAACCGGUGGUGGAAAGGCGAACUCCACUGGAGCGGUGUUGCCAUGUUUUGCUUUGGUUGCGUGCAUCUACGCACUUGCUGCUGGCAUGGCGUGCACGCUGCCGACUGUUCCUCCUCCUGCGAGCGACAGCGCAGAUGCGGCAGAGGUGGAGCUAGCAG